AGCUUCUAGAAUAAACUCACACCUCGCGAUAUUCGUGCGCGAAUGAGAACGCUAUACGUGUGUCAUCUGGAUUGCUGUUCACGACUGGAAGCAAGUGUGCGACGCAUUUAGUCGACCCAGCUUGUGCAUAAUUACAAACAAUACGAGAAAUAUAUAGCAAGCUUUGUUACGGGCGGAGUUAUCUAGUCGCCUGCUGUUCGUUUGGCACUUUGUCGCAACGCAUCACAUCGCACCGACAGCAACGAGGUUUUCCUGCGAUCGUCUUAUCUCUGGACUAGAAGCAAAAUCGAGCUAAAUUAUGGCUGCGUCUCUGAAUUCGUUCAUACGAACGUUCAACAAUAAAUUGGAAGAGCCAGUAAGGCAGCACCUUACCAAUGUCUACGCUUGUCUUGCGGCAUCUACGAUUGCCGCAUCGGUUGGUGCCAGCCUGCACAUCUACACAGAGGUGUUCCGCGCUGGUCUGCUAUCGACAAUCGGAGCUCUCGCAUGUUUCGUGAUGCUCGUGGCAACCGCCGACGGUGAUGGCAAGCGAGUGCAACAACGCCUUGGCUAUUUGCUCGGUUUCAGCUUGCUGAGCGGUAUGGGUAUGGGCCCGCUGCUUGAAUAUGCAGCUUCCGUCAACCCGACCAUCAUUGUCACCGCGCUUGUCGGGACCUCGAUCAUCUUUGCGUCGUUUUCUCUAUGCUCGAUCUUUUCCGAGGAGGGCCGCUGGAUUUACAUGGGCGGCGCACUGAUGACUCUUUUGAAUACGCUUGUGUUGCUCACGUUGGCUAACCUCUUCUUUGGCUCUCAACUUAUCUAUAAGAUGCAUCUCUACGUCGGCCUCGCGCUCAUGUGCGGUUUUGUCCUGUAUGACACCCAACUGAUUAUUGAGAAGCGUCGCAUGGGCAACAAGGACUUUGUCACGCACUCGUUGGACCUCUUCAUUGACCUCAUCGGCAUCUUCAGACGAUUGGUUAUUUUGCUCACGCAGAAGGAGGAGGACAACAGAAAGCGACGAAACUAAUUAACUACUACAACUCAACAUAUACCUGUUUCUUAUUUUCGUUUUCAUCGAUUGGACUGCACUCAUCACAACAACACAAGUGUCAACAACCGCAAAUUGUACUCUACCGAUACCAGAAUGAAUCGACUUAUUUCGCUCAAAAUUUGUCAUUGCUGAUGGGUUAAAAAUCGUUUUUGUAACCAAAAAUUAUUCAUACAUUGUUUUCAUUUCUACUGAUGGUGUUAUAUUAUAUAUUGUUGGUGUGUGGCAAUUGAUGAUGUGCUUGGAGUUCGGCGCCAGCAAAUUGUUAUUACUUUUUAGGGCCGUUUUAUUUAAAUUAUUUGGAGUUAACAAAAAAAAAACAUUUACAGUUAGCGAUGUAUGAUAAAGGUAUACAUACAUAUACUGGGUAUAUAGAGGCAUAUGUAUAAAUUAAAUAUUUACGUAACUAUA
This is a messenger RNA of Dalotia coriaria, 1438 nucleotides long. It is a transcript of the gene BI-1, whose product is annotated as Bax Inhibitor-1. NCBI's taxonomy places the organism in Eukaryota, Metazoa, Arthropoda, Insecta, Coleoptera, Staphylinidae. The transcript is spliced from 4 exons. Gene Ontology annotation, biological process: negative regulation of RNA splicing; negative regulation of endoribonuclease activity; negative regulation of apoptotic signaling pathway. Bases 299 to 1006 code for a protein of 235 amino acids. The record is from RefSeq and is a predicted model, not a curated record. Gene Ontology annotation, cellular component: mitochondrial membrane. Gene Ontology annotation, molecular function: enzyme binding.